Molecule: messenger RNA, 9306 nt
Organism: Callithrix jacchus (white-tufted-ear marmoset)
Lineage: Eukaryota; Metazoa; Chordata; Mammalia; Primates; Cebidae
Gene: ZNF624
Product: zinc finger protein 624
Biological process (GO): regulation of transcription by RNA polymerase II
Cellular component (GO): nucleus
Molecular function (GO): RNA polymerase II cis-regulatory region sequence-specific DNA binding; DNA-binding transcription factor activity, RNA polymerase II-specific
Source: RefSeq, a predicted model, not a curated record
AGUUGUCCUCAGUUCGGCCGCCAGGUACUCGAUGUCCCAGGCGCCUGGCCUCUAUAGCCCGCCGCCCCUCCCUUGGCGCUUGGCUCUCGACGGCGUCCGGGGCGUGGCCGUUCCCUCGAGAGCCCUGUCCCUGAGCGGACCCACCCACCUCUGAGAGAUAUGUCUUUGCAAAACACCACUCUUUCCAGAGAGGGAAACACAGAGGCAGAGAUUAUGGCUGCUGUGUUUUUUUCAAUUGGACCUCUGAGCCCUGAAGUUACCCAGCCAGAUGAAGAUCUUCACCUUCAGGCAGAAGAAACAGAAUUGGUAAAGGAAUCAGUGACAUUUAAGGAUGUGGCUAUAGACUUCACAUUGGAGGAGUGGAGGUUGAUGGACCCUAUACAGAGGAACCUGCAUAAGGAUGUAAUGCUUGAGAAUUACAGGAAUCUGGUCUUUGUGGGGCUUGCAGUUUCUAAACCAGACAUGAUAUCUCAUUUGGAGAAUGGGAAAGGACCAUGGGUGACGGUGAGAGAAAUUUCAAGAAUGCCCUAUCCUGACCUGGAGACCAAACCUGCAACCAAGAAUGCUACACGGACAAAGGAUAUUUCUGAAGAUUUAUCACAGCAGGCCAUAGUAGAGAAACAUACAGAGAAUGGUCUAUGGGAUUCCAGAAUAGAAGGGUUAUGGAAAUGGAAUGAUAGGAUAUUGAGAUUCCAAAAUAAUCAGGAGAAUCAUUUGAGUCAAAGAAUAAUUACACUCAAGAAGACUCCCUCUAGUCAAAGAGGGUUUAGAUUUGAAUCUAUUCUUAUUCCAGAACCAGAUGUUCCCACAGAAGAGGUUCAUAGCAGAUACCAAACACAAGAGGAAAAUUUCACAGAAAAUAUAGAUUUGAUUACAGACACCCAUUUGGGAAAGAUAAUUUGCAAGGAAUUGAAAGGCAGCAAAGCCAUAAAGCAGACUUCAGAACUUACUUUGGGGAAAAAAUCCAAUAAUAAGGAAAAACCCUACAAAUGCAGUACAUGUGAAAAGGCCUUUCGUUAUAGGUCAUUGCUUAUUCAGCAUCAAAGAACUCACACUAAAGAAAAACCUUAUGAAUGUAAUGAAUGUGGGAAAACAUUCAGCCAGCCUUCAUAUCUCAGUCAGCACAAAAAAAUUCACACUGGAGAAAAACCCUAUAAAUGUAAUGAAUGUGGAAAGGCCUUCAUUGCUUCUUCAUCGCUUAUGGUACAUCAGAGAAUUCACACUAAAGAGAAACCUUAUCAGUGUAAUGUGUGUGGGAAAUCUUUUAGCCAGUGUGCCCGUCUUAAUCAGCACCAGAGAAUUCAAACUGGUGAGAAACCUUAUAAAUGUAGUGAAUGUGGGAAAGCUUUUAGUGAUAAAUCAAAACUUGCAAGACAUCAAGAAACUCACAAUGGUGAGAAACCCUACAAAUGUGAUAAUUGUGGGAAAGCCUUUAGGAAUAAGUCGUAUCUUAGUGUACAUCAGAAGACCCAUACUGAAGAGAAACCAUAUCAGUGCAAUGAGUGUGGGAAGUCUUUUAAGAAUACCACAAUUUUUAAUGUGCAUCAGAGGAUUCAUACUGGAGAGAAACCUUUUAGAUGUAAUGAAUGUGGAAAAGCCUAUAGAAGUAAUUCAAGCCUUAUCGUACAUAUUAGAACCCACACUGGGGAAAAACCCUAUGAAUGUAAUGAAUGUGGGAAAGCAUUCAACCGCAUUGCAAAUUUCACAGAACAUCAGCGGAUUCACACAGGAGAAAAACCGUAUAAAUGUAAUGAAUGUGGGAAGGCAUUCAUUAAUUAUUCAUGCCUUACUGUACACCACAGAAUGCAUACAGGAGAGAAACCUUAUAAAUGUAAUGAAUGUGGAAAGGCCUUCAUGCGUUCUUCUUCUCUAAUUAUACAUCAGCGUAUUCAUACUGAAGAGAAACCAUAUCUGUGCAAUGAAUGUGGGGAGUCUUUCAGAAUAAAAUCACACUUAACUGUACAUCAGAGAAUUCACACUGGAGAGAAACCAUAUAAAUGUACUGACUGCGAGAGGGCCUUCACCAAAAUGGUAAAUCUCAAGGAGCAUCAGAAAAUUCAUACUGGAGUGAAACCCUAUAAAUGUUAUGACUGUGGAAAGUCUUUUAGGACUAAAUCAUACCUUAUUGUACAUCAAAGGACACAUACUGGAGAAAAACCAUAUAAAUGUAAUGAAUGUGAGAAAGCCUUCACUAAUACAUCACAGCUUACUGUGCACCAACGAAGGCAUACUGGAGAGAAGCCCUAUAAAUGUAAUGAAUGUGGAAAGGUUUUCACGAGUAACUCAGGCUUUAAUACACAUCAAAGAACACAUACUGGAGAGAAACCAUUUAAAUGUAACAACUGCGGGAAAGCAUUUAGCCAGAUGGUACAUGUCACAGAACAUCAGAAAAUCCACAGUGGAGAGAAGCCCUAUAAGUGUGAUGUCUGUGGAAAAGCCUUCAGGAGAGGUUCUUACCUUACAGUGCAUUGGAGAACACACACUGGAGAAAAACCCUACACCUGUAAGGAAUGUGGAAAGGGUUGCAUUACUGUAUCACAGCUAACCCUACAUCAGAGAAUUCAUACAGGGGAGAGGCCCUAUAAAUGUGAAGAAUGUGGAAAAGCCUUCAGAACUAACUCAGACUUUACUGUACACUUGAGGAUGCAUACUGGAGAAAAACCCUAUAAAUGUAAUGAAUGUGGAAAAGCCUUCAGGAGUAGUUCAAGCCUUACUGUACAUCAAAAAAUACAUCAGAGAGAAACUCAGUCAAUAUGAAGAUGAUUCAUCCAGAUGUCAACUCCAGAAGAUGAAUCUUAUAAACUAUGUAUUAUGAAUAUAGGAAAAUCUUCAUUAGGAAUUCAUCAGAAAGUAUACAGAGAAGCUCUAUAAACAAUUAUGUAGGAAAUAAUUUAAUAAUAUUAAAUUGUAGAAGUUAUAAGAAAACUAUUACUAGAGGAAAAUAAUGAACAAAUGAAAGCUUUCAUCCAGAUUUCAUACUUUACUCGUUUAACAAAUUAUCUUCAGUUAAUUGUCUAUAUAUGUAUUUGCCUGUUUUUCUAUUCAUUUAUCUGUCUUUUCUUAUAAACUUGGAGGAACUUUUUAAUAUAUUUUAGGUAUUAAUUCUUUGUCAUUAUGUACCAUGUUUUUCUUAAUCUAGCAUUUGUCUUUAUACUUUUUAGUAAUGGCACAAUAUUUUUUAAAGAAAAUAUUUAUAUAAUUUUCUUUUUAGAUUUUUUAUUUACUCAUUUUACUUAAAACAGAUCUCCUUAAUGUCUAGGUUAUGCGUAGCAUCCUAAAUUUCUUUUUAAGAUUUUGAUGAUUUUAUUUUUUACAUUUAAGUCUUUAAUCCCCCGGACUGGAUGGUUCUUCAUAGGAGAGCAACUCUAAGUGAUAAUUAACCCAUGAAAAGAUUUGAACCUAAAAAGUACUCAGGGAAAUGAAAAUUGAAAUGACCAGUGAAAUGAAACUUCCCCUUCAUGGAUUUGCUAAAUGUUAAGAGAUCUUUUGCUGUUGGGGUUUGGGAAACCAUGUAUCAUUUAAAGGUUAUAUAACGUAUUUCCACCGUCAGUCCAACAAUAUACAUUUAAAAGUUUAAAACAUAUAUACUCUUAGACCCAGCAGUCUCACUUUUGGAAUCUGUCCCAUAGAAACAAAAGCAGCAUCAAUGCUUAAGAAUAUAAAUAAACAUGUUUGUUGAAGUAUUGUUUGUAGAAGGGGCAAAGCCCCAACUGCAAACAAAGUGAAUGCCCAUUAAUAUGGGAAAUGGUUAGAUAAAUUGUGACAUAUCCAUAUUAUGAAACAGUGUGAGAGUAAUUUUUUAAAUGAAUUAUAUACUAGCUUAUUUCAAUGUAUUUCCACAAUGUAUGGUAAAUAAUUGCUUUAUAACAAAUGUAUUUCAGUAUAUAUAUAUAUAUAUAUAUAUAUAUAUAUAUACUGUAUUUCAUUUUUGUUAAAAUAAUCAUACUCAUUUAUUUUGUAUUUAUGUAUGUGUGUGAUUAGAUGUACAUGGAGACAGGUAUGGAAGAAUAUACACCAGGCUGUUAAUAUUGAUUACCUUGAGGGGAGAGAGCAAAGGAGAAGUAGAGUUGAGGGGAGAGUAUAAAAACAGAAAAUUGUAAAUGCUGCACAUAUGUUCUAAAACUGUGUAUGUAAUAUUUUGUAUUUAUGUGAACAUUUGAGAGAUGAAUGAAAGCAUGUUCUCCAAAAAAUUAAUGAUGGUUAUUUCUGUUUUAGUGAAGUGUCAGGUAUUUUUUGUUUGUUUUUUACUUUCUUUUCUGUGUUUUUAAGUUAAAUUUUUCUUUGCAAUGAACAUACAAUAUUUAUAUAAAAAGGAAAAAUCUUUUUAUUGUGUACUUUAUUUGUUGGGCACCUUCAAUGUGCAGGACCUACCCUCAGUACUGGAUAUGCAGUGAGGGGGAGAGGUGCUCAUGGAUCUGAGAGCAUGGAAAUUGGUUCUUAUGUUACCCAAAUUCCAAAAAAAAGUUACUUAGCACCUUAUUCCCACCACUGACUUUUAUUUGUAGGAGGUGAUAGAAAUUCCAGAUAGAUGAAAAAUAUGCCCAAGAAUAUCUGAAACUUGUACCCAGAAAGUAGACCAGAAGAUCACAAGCCUCAGAAUUUCCACUUUCAACAUGCCAUCAAAGAAAAGGUCACAGUGGCAACAAUGGGUGACUUUAUGGAUCUAUGUAAAGUCUCUCAACUUUGCAUAAUGAAGCAUAGAAAGAGAAAAUAGCCAAUAACUCCCAAGUCUAUAAAUGAGGGCUUGGAAGUUCUGGGAACACUAUGAAAUACUUCUGCUAGGAAGGGCCUAGAGUAACGGUGGGAACCCAGAGGCUGUGGCCCGGAUACCAGAAGGCCCUAACACACCAAAGACCUGACAUCCAAAAGAACAAGGCAUGAUGAGUUAACACUUCAGGGAGGCUAAGAAAAGAAGAGCAAAUACCCAUUUCACGAUGCCAGGGUAAAUAUAUAUUUAACAUUGGGAAGGAAGUAGAGGAUGAAUGAUGUGAAUUAUCUUCCAUCAUAAAUGAACAACUUGACAUUCAGGUUAGAAUGACCAUUUUUGAUUGAAGUUUAAUAGUGAAACUUAUUAACUGUUACUAAGAGACUAAUCCUCAUUGAAGAUAGUUAAUGUACCACUUUCUGACUGAAAGGUUGGAGAGUCAGACCUUUAAGAAGCCUUGCUGUCACAGAGUUCAAUGUGGCAUAAUGUCAACAAUGUUGAUCCCUCCAUUCUGCCUCCAAUCCUCACUACAACUAAACCCUGCCUCCCAUUCCUGCGUUAGAGGCAAGCACUUCAAGAUGAGGAACAUGGUCAGCAGGUUCAAAUGAGAGAAGAAGUGAAAAGUGUCCAUUGAGUAAGGGCCUGGGGAUGACCCGCACCAACCUGACUAGAGUUUGAGUGGCACAGUGAGCUGGCAGGGUCUGGUUCUUGUGCAUGCCACUAUUCCAUUAUGGGUUUAAUUUGUGCUUCCUCAGUGGAUAAUACUGUUGAACACCUCUUUCUAUAUGUGUUGGCUUUUUAAAUAUCUUCUUUGAGAAGUACCUUUUCAAGACUUUUGCCAUUUUUUAAUCGGGAACUGCUUUUUGCUCACCUGUAGGAUCCUUUAUAUAUUCUGGGGACAAUUUUUUUUAGAUGUUUGUAUUACAAAUAUGUCAUCUGCAGUUACCUUUUCACUCUCUAAAUGAUGUCCUUUGAUGAAUAUAAGUUCUUAAUUUUGAUAAAGAAUAACUUUCCUUUAUGAUUAGUGCUUUUUUUCCAAGUUUAAGAAAUAUUUUCUUAACUCAAGGUCAUAAAGAUAUUUUUCUACAUUUUCUUCUACAUAUCUAUUUUAUGUGUAUGAUCCAUCUGAAAUUAAUAUUUGUGUAUGGCAUGGAGUAGAGUUUAAAGUAUUUUUCAUACAAAUAAGCAAUUUGUUCAACAUCAUUUAUUGAAAAAGCCAUCUUCCCUUUUUUUUUGUAUUGCAGUUAAACAUUAAUGAUAAAUCAGAUGAUCAUGCAUGUUAGGGUCUUUUGGACUAUUCUAUUUCCUUGUUCUAUAUGUUUAUUAUUGUACCAAUACCAAAUAUUUUAAAUGAAAACUGAUAGUAUAGUUGACCUUUGAACAAUUCAGGGGUUAGGGGAACUGACUCCUCACACUAUCAAGAAUCGUUGUAUAACUUUUGAGUUCAAAAACUUAACUACUAAUAACCUAUGUUUGACUAGGGGCCUUACCAAUAACAGUCAAUAAACACAUAUUUUGUAUAUGUAUUAUAUACUGUAUUCUUAAGUAAGCUAGAGAAAAAAUAAGAUUAAGAAAAUCAUAAGGAAGGGAAAAUAUAUUUACUGUUCACUAGGUAGAAGUGGAUCAUCAUCAAGAUCUUUAUCCUCAUCAUUACUUUGAGCAGGCUAAGGUGGAGGAAGAAGUGGAGGGGCUGGUCUCAGGUGGCAGAGGUAGAAGUAAACCCCUAUGUAAGUGGUCCCACACAGUUAAAACCUGUGCUCAAGGAUCAACUGUGUAUGUUUUCUAAUUUUGUUCUUGUUCAAAAUCGUCACUGCUAUUUUAGGUCCUUGGCAUUUUCAUAUACAUUGUUGAAUGAUUUUUUUUCAAUUACCCCAUACCAAAAAGCUAGGAUUUUGUUGGCAUGACAUCAAAAACAUAGGUUAAUUCUGGCAAAAUGAAUGUCUGAACAUGAAUAUUGAAACAUUCAAUCUAUGAGUAUUCCAAAUGUUUUUAUUUAUAUAGAUACAUUAAUUGCAACAUUUUGGGUUUUGUUGUUUUUGUUUGGCCUUGCUUUGUCACACAGGCUGGAGUACAGUGGUACAAUCUAAGCUCCUCUGGGGCUCAAGUGAUUCUCCUGCCUCAGCCUCCCAAGUAGGUGGGAUUACAGGUGUCUGCCACCACACCCACAUAAGUUUUUGUAUUUUUUUUUUAGCAGAGGUGGGGUUUCCCCACGUUGGCUAGGCUGGUCUUGAACUCCUGACUUCAAGUGAUCCACCUGCCUUACAAACCCCUGACCUCAAAAUUUCAGCAGUUUUUGUAUUUUUGCACUGUUUUGCAAUUUUUUCCAAUUAUAGAAGUUAUUGUAUUUUUUCAGUUGUAGAAGUUUUGUUAGAUUAGUACUAUGUAUUUGAUGUUUUGGAUGCUAUGAAUGCUAUAGCAUUAAAUGUUGAUUAUUACAACAUAGGUAUAUAGUAUAUGUCAUAUAUACAUAUAUAUGGAAUAGAUUUUUUUCAAUGAUAGAAGUUAUUGUAUUUUUUCAGUUGUAGUUUUGUUAGAUUAGUAUUAUGUGUUUGAUGGUUUUGAUGCUAUAAAUGUUGUAGCAUCAAAUGAUGUUGUUACAACGUAGGUAUACAGUAUAUCUCAUAUAUGUGUGUGUGUGUGUGUGUGUGUAUACACACAUAUAUAUGAAAUAGAUUUUUUUAAACCUGAUCUUAUAUGCAGUGACCUUGCUAAAUUCACUUAUUUAUAAUUGUUCAUUCUUUUUGACUUUCUAUAUACACAAUAUGUCAUCUGUAGUAAAGUCAGUUUUAUGUCAUUCUUUAUAAUCUUUAUACCAUUUUUUUCAUGCUUUAUUGCACUGGCUAGGACCUCCAGAAAUAGUAUUUGUAGACAUCCUUGCCUUUUUCCCAGAAUCUAAAGGAAAGCAAAACAGUCUACCAUUUGGUAUGACUUGAGGUGUAAAUUUUAGGUAGUCUCUAUCACUCAAAUUACUUUUCUGAGGUUUAUUUUCAGGAUGGGUGUUUAAUUUUAUCAAAUACAUUUUCUGCCACUAUUGAGAUUAUUAUAGUUUUUUAUUGUUUAUGUGGUUUGAUUUUAAACAUUUAAAAAAUUUGUCAUAAAAUGCACAUAUAAUUUAUCAUCCUAGCCAUUAUUAUGUGUACAGCCUAGUGGUAUUAAGUCAUAUUGUGCAACCAUCCAUCUCCAGAAUGUGUUUCAUCUUAGAAAGCUGAAACUGAAUCCCAUCACACAAUGACUCUCCAUUCCCCACUUCACCCCCUAAAUCUAUUCCAUAUGGAAUAUCCAUAUCCAUAUGGAAUGUAUAUGGAAUAGAUUUAGGAAACCACCAUCCUACUUUCUGUCACUAUGAAUUUGACUGCUCUAGAUACCUCAUAUAAGUAGAAUAAUAAAAUACUCGUCCUUUGGUAACUGGCUUAUUUCCCUUAGCCUAAUGUCCUCAAGGUUCAUCUAUACAAAUUGAUUUUUGAAUAUUAAAGCAAUUUGCAUUCAUGGAAUAGAUUUCAUUUGGUCAUUAUGGGUAAUAUUUUUAAUGUAGUAUUGAAUUAAAUUUGUCAAAAUUUUGUAUAGGAUUUUAUGUCUAUGUCCAUAUUAUCUUCUGUUUUUUUUCUUGUAAUAGCCCUGUUUGACUUUGUAUCAGAAUGACGGACUCAACAUGAGUUGAGAAUUCCCUUUAUUUUGUUUUUGGUUUUUCUGUCUGUUUUUGGUCCUCUGGAAGAGUGUAUGUAAGAUGUACAAGGUUGGUAUUAUUGGUAUUGGUAUUAUUUUGCCAUAAUUUUUUGUGUAAACAUUACCAGUGAAGCACCUGGGUCAGGAAUUUUCUUUGUUGAAAAUUUUUAACUGUAGAUUCAAUUAUUUGAUAGACAUAGGAUUAAUCAGAUUUUCUGUCUCUUGUAUACAUUUUGGUAAAUUAUUUAAAAAAUUAUGUCCAUAUAAUUUCACCAAAAUAUCUUAGUUACUGGCUUUAAAUAGUUUAUAAUAUCUGUUUGUUGUAUUUUUAAUAUCUUUAGGAUCUAAAGUGAUGUUCCCUUCUUCAGUCCUGGUGUUGAUAAUUUAUGUACUCUCUUUUUGUUUUCUUGAUUAGGUUUUCUCGAACUUAACGUUUAUUUUUUUUUAAAACCCAUCUAUAUUAACUAUUAUGCAGCUAACUUAUUUCAUGCUCCUAUAUUUUCCUCUAUGUAUUUUGUUUGGAUAUAAUUUACUGGGUUUUUUUCUAGCUUCUUGGAAUGAAAUCUUAGAUAAGCAAUUUUCAACAAUUCUUUUUUGCUAACAUUUGUAUUUAACACUAUACAUUUCUUUAAAGUACCUAUCUAUAGCUAUAUCAAACAGAUUUUUAAAACCUUUAUUGAGACAUCAAUUAUAUAUAACAAUUUGUACUCAGUUUAACUUUACAUUUGAUAAGUUUGGGCAAGAUUUAGGAAAUCUUGUUUAUAUAGCUACCACUACAAUCAAGAUAAACAAAAUUUUCAUCACUCUUAAAAUUUCCUGUAUUCUUUCCCAGACAAUGCUUCUCACCUCUGACUCCAAAAGCUAUAAAUCUACUUUUUGUCAAUAUAGAUUAGAAUUAUCUUUUCUAGACUUUCAUAUAAAUGGAAUUAUGCAGCAUA